UCUGUGGUUUCAUAAUCAUUCAUGUAUGGGAUGGGAAUACGAAACGAAAAAAUCAAAAUAGACUUAUUAAUUUAAGCAUUAAUAAAGUUAUUAACCGUUUGAAUAUACGUUAUUAGGUGGGUUACAAUUUAUAUUUUGCAAUGGCUGCUUUAAUAAAACUUCGUCACAUGCCUGUUGUACAGAGAUCUGCUUGGAAUUACUUUACGAAAACUAGUCGCAACAUUUCUACUUCAAAGAAGAAUAGUGAUACAGCUACUACUGCUUGCGAUUCCAAAACAUCAGAAGAUAAAAACUGGGUUAGCUACGGCUUCGAUUAUACUAGCAAGGAGGAAGAUACAAACGCACACCACGCAUCCUAUUUCUUUUCAAUUACUUUGUGUCUUGUUUUUGGAGGAUUUGCAUGGGCUUAUGCUCCCGACGUUCACAUGAGGGAUUGGGCUCAGAGAGAAGCUUAUUUAGAACUGCACCGCCGUGAGAAAGCUGGACUACGCCCUAUUGAUCCCAAUUUUAUAGAUCCAAAGAACAUCACAUUACCUUCUGAAGAAGAGCUUAGUGAUGUUGAAAUUAUUAUCUAACUUUAACAGUGAUAUUUAUUACCAUUUAAAAUGUAGAUAACUCAUGUACAAUUGAUUAGUAAAUCAUAAAUAUUUUGUUAA
This is a messenger RNA of Nymphalis io (European peacock), 656 nucleotides long. RefSeq names its product NADH dehydrogenase [ubiquinone] 1 beta subcomplex subunit 11, mitochondrial (gene NP15.6). The transcript has a single exon. The coding region runs from base 141 to 575 and encodes 144 amino acids. Lineage: Eukaryota; Metazoa; Arthropoda; Insecta; Lepidoptera; Nymphalidae. The record is from RefSeq and is a predicted model, not a curated record.